Acomys russatus (golden spiny mouse) is the source of this 1489-nucleotide messenger RNA. It is a transcript of the gene Cdk15, whose product is annotated as cyclin dependent kinase 15. Gene Ontology annotation, molecular function: cyclin binding; cyclin-dependent protein serine/threonine kinase activity; ATP binding. The transcript has 14 exons. Gene Ontology annotation, cellular component: cytosol; cytoplasm; nucleus. The coding region runs from base 70 to 1380 and encodes 436 amino acids. Gene Ontology annotation, biological process: protein phosphorylation. The record is from RefSeq and is a predicted model, not a curated record. Lineage: Eukaryota; Metazoa; Chordata; Mammalia; Rodentia; Muridae.
UGAGUGAGGACAGAAGAGGCGGAUGGGGAGAGCUUCAAGUGCCGGUUCUCUCCUUGAACCUGGACUAUUAUGGGCCAGGAGCUGUGUGCAAAGAGGCUACAGCCGGGAUGCAGUUGCUACCACCGUCCGGAGGGAGGGGAGGCACACAGCUGUCGGAGAAGCCAGCCUGGGAGCACUGAGCCUGCUGCGUUCGAGCUAACGGACCUAAAAGAAGCAUCGUGUUCCACGUCUUCUUUUCACCCCAGGGGACUCCAGGUUGUCGGUGCCCAGAAGUUGGAGACUAAAAGGCCACGAAGCAACAGUGAUUCUUUUCAGGAAGAGAAUCUGAGGCAGGGGUUGCCAUGGAAGAAGAGCUUCCCUUUUGGGGCAGCCUCAUCUUACUUGAACUUGGAGAAGCUGGGCGAGGGUUCUUACGCCACAGUUUACAAGGGCAUUAGCAGGAUAAACGGACAACUGGUAGCCCUCAAAGUCAUCAGCAUGAACGCAGAGGAGGGGGUCCCCUUCACGGCCAUCCGGGAAGCAUCUCUCCUGAAGGGUUUGAAGCACGCCAAUAUUGUCCUUUUGCAUGACAUUGUUCACACCAAAGAGACUCUGACAUUCGUAUUUGAAUACAUGCACACUGACCUGGCCCAGUACAUGUCUCAGCAUCCGGGAGGGCUUCAUCCUCACAAUGUCAGACUUUUCAUGUUCCAACUUCUGCGGGGCCUGGCGUACAUCCACCACCAGCGUGUUCUUCACAGGGACCUGAAACCUCAGAACUUGCUCAUCAGUCACCUGGGAGAGCUCAAAUUGGCUGAUUUUGGUCUUGCUCGAGCCAAGUCCAUUCCCAGCCAGACAUACUCUUCAGAAGUGGUGACGCUCUGGUACCGGCCACCCGACGCACUGCUGGGAGCCACGGAGUACUCCUCAGAGCUGGACAUAUGGGGCGCAGGCUGCAUCUUUAUUGAAAUGUUCCAGGGUCAACCUUUGUUUCCGGGGGUUUCCAACAUUCUUGAACAGCUGGAGAAGAUCUGGGAGGUACUGGGAGUGCCCACAGAGGAUACCUGGCCUGGAGUCUCCAAGCUGCCCAACUACAAUCCAGAAUGGUUCCCGCUGCCUAAACCUCAAAGCCUGCAGAUUGUCUGGAGCAGGCUGGGUGGACUUCCUGAAGCUGAAGACUUGGCCUCCCAGAUGCUGAAAGGCUUCCCUAGGGACCGCGUCUCAGCUCAGGAAGCACUGGUUCAUGAUUACUUCAGUGUCCUGCCACCCCAGUUGUACCAGCUUCCUGAUGAGGAGUCUCUGUUUGCGGUUUCGGGGGUGAAGCUAAAGCCAGAAAUGUGUGACCUUUCUGCCUCUUACAGGAGGGGUCACCGCCUAGCCGGGGUUAACAAAUGUUGGUGAAAGGAAGAGGUGAGGUCAUGUAGACCCUUGCAGGGCUAUAGCCAUGCUGUCUCACUGUGUCAGCUUGUUACAAUGCAUCACGCCCUGUUUCGUACUGUACAGGAGAUCU